AUGGAUAACGAGCUCCACGUUCAAGGCGGACAAUUAGACGAUGAGACGGACGAUCUUGACCUCGACAACAUACUCAUGGCGGUUAUUGUCAUGGGAAUGGUUUUCUUUGACCCCAGACUGAAUCAUUUUCCAAGAAGGAGAAGAAUCCGAGAUAGUGCACUCUCUGGCAGGGAUUAUGUACUUGAGGUGCUAAACGGCCAUCCGGAUCGAAUUAUCAAGAAUAUGCGCCUCUCUGUGCCCCUGUUCCUACACUUGUGUGACAUCUUGGUUGACCGUGGGUACUGGCACGCAUAUCCUUCUCAAAGGGUUGGGGUUCAUGAAUCCGUUGCCCUAACUCUAAUGUGCUUGAGCCAUGAUGAGCGUCAUCGGGUUUUAGCCGAGCGUUUCCAACAUUCCACAGAGACAAUUGAUCGGCAUGUAAGAAAAGUUCUGCGAGCAUUGGUGCGACUCGGUCGUGAUUUUGUUAGGCCGAGGAAUGUUGAGAUAAGCGAGCAGUACAGAAAUAGGCACAAUGGACUAUCUCAAAAUGUGCUUGCAGCUUGUGAUCAUGACAUGCGUUUUGUUUACGUUCGAGUCGGUUGGGAGUGCAGUGCACACGACGCCAGAAUUCUUCAGGAAACACUGCACCAUCCAAAUUCAGGAUUUCCAAUGCCACCUCUAGGAAAAUAUUAUACGGUGGAUGCCGCCUACACUAACAUGCCUGGGUUCAUGGCACCGUUUAGGGCAGCGAGGGGCACGCAGCAUGAGCGGGUCGCUAAAGCUUUAUUCAACCGACGACACGCUUCUGUUAGAAAUAUUAUUGAACGAAGUUUUGGGGUUCUUAAGAAACGGUUCCCAAUACUGAAGGGUCCAAUGCAGAACUACCUCAUAGCAACUCAGAACAAUAUCGUGCUUGCAUGUUGUACUCUCCACAACUUCAUGAGAGAUUAUGUGCCUAACGAUGAGUACUUCGAUGAAGAAGCUGCCCUCAGAGCCCAACUAGAUCUCCAGGAGGGAGGGAAUGAAAUCCAUGAAGCCCAACCCAUCGAUAUGUCGCAUGUGGGCAUACAUAACUGGAACGAAAAUCGGCGAGCUAUUGCAGUUCAUGUGUAUGUGAAUCGGCAUGGCGCUUAA
This is a messenger RNA of Coffea arabica (coffee), 1113 nucleotides long. RefSeq lists its product as uncharacterized. The record is from RefSeq and is a predicted model, not a curated record. NCBI's taxonomy places the organism in Eukaryota, Viridiplantae, Streptophyta, Magnoliopsida, Gentianales, Rubiaceae.